UAAAUUAACUCAAAGUCACUUCUCAUAUCCACCCAACAAUUUCACUACUAACUUUAAAAGUCCUUUAGUUUUCCUAUUUUCAUCCAUAAUCUCGCAUUUUGAUUAAAACACAGCCCAUUUUUCUCAUUCGCAAGCCGCUUUACAAGCACCUUUUCACAUAACGAAACCAAUGGAGAAGCUACAAAAGAUGAUCUCUGAGAAGUCAGUAGUGAUUUUUAGCAAGAACUCGUGUUGCAUGUCUCACACAAUCAAAACUCUAUUCUUAGACUUUGGAGUGAACCCAACGAUCUAUGAGCUAGACGAGAUCAACAGAGGAAAGGAAAUAGAGCAAGCAUUGGCUCAGCUUGGCUGCAGCCCCACUGUGCCGGUGGUGUUCAUAGGAGGGCAGCUCGUUGGUGGAGCCAAUCAAGUCAUGAGUCUCCAUCUCAAUCGUUCUCUCGUUCCGAUGCUUAAACGCGUUGGUGCUUUAUGGCUUUGAUAAAAUGAAAAAGCAUACUUACGUAUGGAACGUAGCUUGCUGAUAUUAGUAAUAAUAAUGUAAUUAAUGAAUCUAAUCAAAGAUGACAAAAAAAUAAAAACAUACUUGUAUGAAUGUUUUUUCUAUCUAAGUUUUGAAAGGAUAGAUUAUGAGCUUGAAAAAUUUAGUUCCGAAAAAGAAUAGAUUAUGAGCUCCCUGUUUU
Molecule: messenger RNA, 680 nt
Organism: Eutrema salsugineum
Lineage: Eukaryota; Viridiplantae; Streptophyta; Magnoliopsida; Brassicales; Brassicaceae
Product: monothiol glutaredoxin-S4
Exons: 1
Coding region: 170-478 (102 amino acids)
Source: RefSeq, a predicted model, not a curated record